This is a messenger RNA of Toxotes jaculatrix (banded archerfish), 2480 nucleotides long. It is a transcript of the gene smyd3, whose product is annotated as SET and MYND domain containing 3. The coding region runs from base 38 to 1339 and encodes 433 amino acids. Gene Ontology annotation, molecular function: protein binding. Lineage: Eukaryota; Metazoa; Chordata; Actinopteri; Toxotidae. Gene Ontology annotation, cellular component: nucleus. The record is from RefSeq and is a predicted model, not a curated record. The transcript has 12 exons.
UAAACACUGUUCGGUUCACGUGGAGAUAAAACCGACUAUGGCACCAAGUCUGGAGCGGUUUGUCAGUCCUGGAAAAGGUAAUGGUCUGCGGGCGACAGCCAGGAUCAAGACAGGAGAGCUGGUGUACUCCGCCGAGCCGCUGGCCUGCUGUGUGUCCAACAGACUGGCUAGAGAUGUCUGCCACCGCUGCUUCACACGACAGGAGACCUUGUUGAGGUGUUCACAGUGUAAGAUGGCUCGCUACUGCAAUAUCACUUGCCAGAAACAAGCGUGGUCUGGCCAUAAGAGAGAGUGUAAAUGUCUGCGGAGCCUGUUACCCAGAAUUCCCACUGACUCAGUCUGUCUGGCUGCGAGACUCAUCUUCGCCUUGUUAAGUCCAUCUAAAGGCACUAAUGAGGAGCUAUACACUUUGGAGGAGCAUGAAUCACACCUGAGUUCUAUGUCUGAGCAGAAGAAACAAGGUCUGUCUCAGCUGGCUUCCAUGUUAGAGUUAUACCUACAACAGGAAGCACCUGACCUGACACAGGAAAUGACAUCAGCACUGCCGCCUUCCUGCCAAGACCCCCUCAGCCUCAUUGCAAAGGUGACGUGUAAUUGUUUCACCAUCAGUGAUGGAGAGCUGCAGGAGAUUGGAGUUGGGCUGUAUCCGAGUCUAUCUCUGUUAAACCAUGACUGCAGGCCAAACUGUGUGAUGGUGUUUGAGGGAACAAAACUGCAGCUCAGAGCUGUUCGAGAUAUCAACCCUGAAGAGGAGCUCACUAUAACUUACAUUGAGACACUGUCCCUGACCGAAGAUCGACGGAGACAGCUGGAGGACCAGUACCAUUUUACCUGCAACUGCCGACAAUGCGACUCUCAAGACAAAGAUGGACUCAUGCUGUCUGGUGAAGAAGCAAAAUGGAGGCUGUUGAAUGAGGCUCUACCCAGAUUGGAAGGACUGAAAGCAGAGUCGAAUUGGCCAGCACUACUAGAGACCUGUAGUCAUUUGUUAUCAACUGUUGGUGGCGACGUGCCUGAUGGAAAUAUCUACAAGCUCAGAAUGACAGAUAUGGCUUUAGAUGCCUCCAUUCACCUGGGACACUGGGAGCAAGCUGUAAGAUAUGGGGAGAGGACACUUCCAGUAUACAGGCAAUACUUCCCUGAUCCCCAUCCUGUCCAUGGAGUCCAGCUGAUGAGAGUUGGAAAGCUGCAACAUUACCUGGGACACAUCAAGGAUGCUUUGGACACAUUCAGACAGGCCUAUCAGAUCAUGAAGGUCACCCACGGUGAUGAUCACCCUUUCACCACUGAUUUGUUGAUGAAGAUGGAAGAAUGUCGCACUGAGAUGGAUCAACAGUAACUCAGCAGUCACUAACACACAGCUGCUACCUGAGUCCUUUAGAUGCAACUCAAUGUACAGAUUUUACUUUCUAACACCACGAGUGUAUCCUUCAGCUUCAAUCCAUCAGAUUUUUGAUAAAUAAAAUUUAAAAAAAAUUCUUAGACUGUGGCUUGAAGAAGUUUAAAUUAAAUUUGGCAGCUGUAGAAUAUCAGGUAUAAAGUGUUUUGGUUGACAGCUUGUGUUGACACAUUGACAUUUAUACCAUGAUGCUUUAGCCGCUUUGGUUUGGUUUAUAGCCUGUUAUUCCCUGUUUAAGUGAAGUUUGUGGACAUACAAAGCAAAAGAUCUUAGUCCCCCCCAUAUCUGUGUACGUGUGUGUGUGUGUGUGUGUGUGAGAGAGAGAGAGAGAGAGAGAGAGAGAGAGAGAGUUAGUAGACCCCUGUCUGCUGUUUGUAAUCUAUAGAUUCCAUCGUGAUGAGUGAUCUCAUGGCCAUAGUUGCGUGCGUGCGUGUGUGUGUGUGUAUGCGUGUGUGUGCAUGUGUGUGCGUGUGUGUGUGUGGGGCACAUGCAUGUGUGUUGUUUUAGUAAUCAGGUUUUCAAAACACCCAUCUUUCCUCUAUACAUAUCCAUCACACACACUUCCCAUGUUAAUCCCUGUUUUUUGUGUUACUCUGUCACUGUGUGACCUCCAAGUUAGGCCCAGAGUGUGUUUAUGAUGGAAUGGGUUCAUGGGUUCCUCCCUCUCUCUCUCCCUCUCUCUCUCUCUCUCUCUCUCUCUCUCUCUCUCUCUCUCUCUCUCUCUCACACACACACACACACACACACACACACACACACACACACACACACACACACACACACACACACUUCCCAUGUUAAUCCCAAAAUUCUACCAUUGGCAAACUGAUGACAGCAUUUCCUCUGAGAGGGAAAACCUGUGUAUGUGUGGUUUAUGGGAGGAUUUGAGUGAUAUUAUGUUUGCUUUAAGGUUACCAAUAAAAGGUUUUGCUUUUGUGCCACUUUUUGCUCUCUCAGUACUGCAAUAAUCAACAUGUUAAAAACCCCCAAAUCCUCCAUCCAUCCUGGAUUAUUCAUCUGUUCAGCAUAAAAAAUACUGUCAAAAAAUAUGUAGCUUUUUUUUCUUUUUAAUUAUUGACAA